CUCAGACUCAGGCUCAGAUCAGUUGAAAGUGAAACGCACAAUAUGUUGGACGUGAUAGCCCUGCUGCUCGUGACGCUUGCCGUCAGCUUCUGGUUCGUGGGCACCCGGCUCAGCUAUUGGGCACGACGUCGCAUCAGCCAUGUGCGGCCCAGCUUUCCCAUGGGCAAUCUGGAAGGCUUUCGCAGCACGAAGCACUUUAAGGACAUUCUGACGCCGCUCUAUGAGAGCUUCAAGUCCACCGGAGCACCGUUUGCGGGUUUCUACUUUAUGCUGCGACCAGUGGUGCUGGUGCUUGAUCUGGAGCUGGCCAAGCAGGUGUUGAUCCGGGACUUUGCCAACUUCGAGGAUCGCGGCAUGUACCACAACGAGCGCGAUGAUCCGCUCACGGGACACCUGUUUCGCAUCGACGGCCCCAAGUGGCGGCCACUGCGCCAGAAGAUGUCGCCGACCUUCAGCUCCGGCAAGAUGAAGUUCAUGUUCCCCACCGUCUCCGCCGUGGGCGAGCAGCUGGCGCWGGUGUGCGGCGAACUGGCCAGCAAUUCCAUUUGCGGCAUUCUGGAGAUCAACGAACUGAUGGCCAGGUACACCUCGGAUGUGAUUGGCAACUGUGCAUUUGGCCUGGAGUGCAAUGGACUGCGCAAUCCGGAGGCCGAGUUUGCCGUCAUGGGACGACGCGCCUUUACAGAUCGGCGCCACAACAAGCUCAUCGAUGGCUUCAUUGAAAGCUUUCCGAAUCUGGCCAGACGCCUGCGGCUCUGCCAGAUACACAAGGACAUCACGGACUUCUACAUGCGCAUCGUCAGCGAUACGGUCAAGGAGCGCGAGUCCAAAGGGAUUGUGCGCCACGACUUCAUGAAUCUCCUGAUCGAAAUGAAGCAACGCGGCGAACUCACGCUGCCCGAGAUCGCGGCGCAGUCGUUCAUAUUCUUUGCCGCCGGCUUCGAUACCUCCGCCUCGACCCUGGCCUUCGCCCUGUACGAGCUGGCCAAACAGCCGCAGAUCCAGGUGAAGCUAAGAGAGGAGAUCGAGCUGGCACUACAGGCACACGGCGGACAGUUCACCUACGAGUGCAUGCAGGAGCUGCGCUAUAUGGAACUAGUUAUAGCAGAGACGCUUCGCAAGUAUCCCACAUUGCCGCAUCUCUCGCGCAUCUCCAAGAAGUACUAUGCGGCCAAGGGCAAUCGACACUUUUAUAUCGAGCCCGGCCAGAUGCUUUACAUACCCGUCUAUGGCAUACAUCACGAUCCGGCACUAUAUCCCGAGCCGCACCGGUUCAUACCGGAACGCUUUCUGGCCGACCAGAUGGCCCAGCGACCCACGGCAUCCUGGCUGCCCUUCGGCGAUGGGCCGCGCAACUGCAUCGGCAUGCGAUUCGGCAAGAUGCAAACGAGCAUCGCCCUCUUCCAUCUGCUUAGACGGUUUCAGUUCAGCGUCUGUCCGCGCACAGAGCCCAAAAUCAAAUUUCAAAACUCGAAUCUAUUGCUGUGCCCAGCGACGGGCAUUUACUUAAAAGUUGAAGAGCUUAAGAAAUAAAUUGUAAUGGAUUUUAAAUUCCCAUAAAUUCGUUAGCUACUUAAAUACAUUUAUUUUCUAUAGUACAUUAUAGCCA
This is a messenger RNA of Drosophila arizonae, 1609 nucleotides long. RefSeq names its product cytochrome P450 6a22-like. The record is from RefSeq and is a predicted model, not a curated record. NCBI's taxonomy places the organism in Eukaryota, Metazoa, Arthropoda, Insecta, Diptera, Drosophilidae. Gene Ontology annotation, molecular function: iron ion binding; oxidoreductase activity, acting on paired donors, with incorporation or reduction of molecular oxygen; heme binding.